This is a messenger RNA of Wasmannia auropunctata (little fire ant), 6790 nucleotides long. RefSeq names its product katanin p80 WD40 repeat-containing subunit B1 (gene kat80). Bases 169 to 2814 code for a protein of 881 amino acids. The record is from RefSeq and is a predicted model, not a curated record. Gene Ontology annotation, biological process: microtubule severing; microtubule depolymerization. Gene Ontology annotation, cellular component: katanin complex. The transcript is spliced from 15 exons. Gene Ontology annotation, molecular function: microtubule binding. Lineage: Eukaryota; Metazoa; Arthropoda; Insecta; Hymenoptera; Formicidae.
GACCGCCGCGAAGAGGAGAGGAAGAGAAGAGGCUGUUGCUGUUGCUGCUGGUAAACAUGUUACGUUCGCGCGGCGGCGACAGCGAGAGGAGAUCGUACGUCGUGCGCCAACCGGGACCGCCACGGGCCGCCGUCGCUGCCAAAUAAGUCCUCGCGCGCGGCACGGAACAUGGCCUCGUCCACGAGGAGGUCCUGGAAGCUCCAGGAAUUCGUCGCCCAUACGCCGAACGUCAAUUGCUUGGCAUUGGGCCACAAGUCGGGUCGUGUCCUGGUCACAGGCGGCGACGACAAGAAGGUGAACCUAUGGGCCGUCGGAAAGCAGAAUUGUAUUAUGAGCCUGAGUGGCCAUACCACUCCCAUAGAAUGCGUACGCUUCGGCCAGACGGAGGAUCUCGUGUGCGCCGGCUCGCAGACGGGCGCGCUGAAGAUUUGGGACCUGGAGCACGCCAAGCUGGCGCGCACGCUGACGGGACACAAAUCCGGGAUACGUUGCAUGGACUUCCAUCCUUACGGGGAGCUGCUGGCGUCCGGGAGCUUGGACACGGCGAUUAAAUUGUGGGACAUCCGCAGGAAGGGCUGCAUUUUUACGUACAAGGGCCACAACAGGACUGUGAAUAGCCUAAAGUUCAGUCCGGACGGACAGUGGAUCGCCAGCGCCGGGGAGGAAGGCAUGGUCAAGCUGUGGGACCUAAAGGCCGGUAGACAACUAAGGGAAUUUUCAGAACACAGAGGACCGGCCACCACCGUCGAGUUUCAUCCGCACGAAUUCCUACUAGCCAGCGGUAGCGCCGACAGAACGGUCCACUUCUGGGACCUUGAGACGUUUAAGCUCGUAUCUUCCACGGAACUGAGUCAUUCUUCGGCCAUCCGGUGCCUAUACUUUAGUCAAGGCGGAGAAUGCCUGUUCGCCGGCAGCCACGACGUUCUAAAGGUUUACGGCUGGGAGCCGGGCAGGACCCUGGAUACGAUACCGACCAACUGGGGGAAAGUCCAGGAUAUAGCCGUAGCUCAAAAUCAAUUGAUCGGCGCAAGUCUUCAUACCGCGAAUGUCGUUCUGUACGUGUGCGAUUUGAAGAAGAUCGCGCCACUGGGAGGGAUAUCCGCCGUGAGUUCGCCGUUUAGUCAUGGAAAUUCUCUGCGAAAGAGCUUCUCCAGGGAACGACCACCGAUCGGAUUGAAGAAGCCUACAUUGGACGUACGGACGAUAGAAGAAGCGGACAAAUCCGGCACCGAUCCGGAGGACGAGGCUACCUUCGCUUCGGAUAUACCCAACGUGACCGACUACAGAAACGUUUUUCAGCCGAGCAGGGCGUUGUCUCGCACACCACCUCCCGAAUCCUCCGAGGCUUUCCAGGAGCCUCACGAUGUAGAUCCGGCGCAGCCGCAGAUAUUGCAAAAUCUCUCUACCUCAAUGUCGAAUCUAAACCUGAACGCGACGGAGCGCGAGGAGGUGCCGUCGGUGCCAUCCCCCUCUUCGCCGCCACCGCCGGCGCCCACGUUGUCCCUGACGAAGCCGGUGCCGGUGCGGGUUCAGCCGAUCAAGUCCUCGCCGCCGGUACAGAGGAGCUCGAUCACGUCGACGAGCCAGAUCAGGGCGAAUCUGCAGGCGAGCAACGGCUUGAAUCAACGGACGUCCAAGAACUUCGCAUCGAUACCGCCGUUACGGCAGAGCAUCACGCCGUUGCCAGGGAAGAGGAUGGCUUCCACCAACGAACAAGCGGUGUCGGCGCCGUCCCAUCCCUUAGGACCGCAACGCUCGAACUCGACCCUGACGCCGCGCGUCGCACCGAUGGCCGCGGUGAUCCCCGUGAUGGACGACGGCAAACUGAAGAACAGAGUACCCAGUCCGGAUUCCCCGAAGCACUACCUGAAGAGGCAGAGCAGCAGGGACGGCGAACAGGGAUACGAAAGCGACUAUCCUGUACAAAUUAAUAAUAUAAGACAUAGUCCCUCGGAUCCCGCGCUGAACAGGCCGAACACAGCGCAGUCGAGGUCGACGUCGCUCAACCGAACUUUUGCUACCUCAACCGCGCUGUCGGCGCGUAACGCCUCCACGACCACGUCAACGUCCACGAGGAAGCUACUCAAUAAGGCUCAGAUCCCACCGAAUCCCAAGGUCGACAUACGCGUCUCGCAGAUAAGGACCAACGUCGAAGACGCUGAGAAGGAGGAACUGGUGCCGAUGAGCGCCGACAAGCCUUACGGCUUGGACGUGGAGAAUUUCUUACCGCAUAGUUACACCGGUUCGACGGCUUUGGGCUAUCCCCAGAUGGGCGUGCUGGCGGAAAUGUCGGAGGCCGAGGUGAUAAACAGCAUGAUGCGCAGCCACGAUUCGAUGAUGGCGGUACUUAAGAGUCGGCAUCGCUCAUUACAGAUAAUAUAUUCCCUCUGGCACAAUAAGGAUCUCAAGGCCGCGGUGGACUCGGCAGUCGCGAUGAACGACCUGGCGGUCAUCGUGGAUCUUCUGGGUAUCCUCACAUUAAAACCAACGAUGUGGAACUUGGACCUGUGCAAUUCCUUACUGGGUCCCAUCAGCGAUCUCUUUCAGAGUAAAUACGAGAUGUAUAUAACGGUAGCUUGCUCGGCAUUGAGACUUAUCCUUCGUAAUUUUGCCCCAGUGAUAAAAUCCAAUGUGGAAGCACCCCUUCACACGAUCGGCGUCGACGUGUCGCGAGAGGAACGGUACCACAAGUGCCUAUCCUGCUACGAGAAGCUCUCGGCGAUACGAGCGAUCCUGCUGAAGAAGCAAUCGACGCCCGGUAAACUCGGCGCCUCGUUCCGCGAACUGGCGGUGCUCAUCAGGAGCCUCGAGUGACCUCGAGAGCGGCGUCGUCUGAGACCCUCGUGAAUUCGACCGCCAGUAUCGUCGUCGAUCGACGACUCAUUGGUUUCCUCCCGAUGAUCGGUUUAACAGUGGGUGGAACGAAGGUCGCGUUGUGGCUGCCAAGUGCGAAGCGAAGCCAAACUUCGUCGAGGAGUAGCAAAAAGCAUGGCGUCGAAGAAACGUCCAUGAGAACACAUUCUCGAUGAUGCCGCCACCGCACUUCUUCCAUCGUCCUCGGUCAAUCCGCUCGCCGAUCGCCUUCUCCUCGUCGUUGUCAUCCCCGCAGUCGCGCACCGAUUCUCGGAGAAAGCGGACAAAAUUGCGAAAUGUUCGUUACUCAGUCGUCGAAUGGUCGGACGAAUCGCGCGACUUGUCAACAUUGAUAGGAAAAAAAAACGAAGAGAGAAAAAGGAGACCAUCGAUGAAGGCAAGGAAAGAAAGAAAUCUGUACGAAGAAAAGUUUUUGCGGAGUUAAAUGAGAGGCGGGGGAAAGCGGUGGAAAGACAUUGUCGCCAAACAUAUCUAAUAUUAUACUGAAACAUCAGGAUUGAGAUCUUACCAGUUUUUAAAAAACGCGUAAAUCUUCAAAGGUAUAUAUUUUAGGAUUUCUCACCUUAAAUCCAAAUCGGUUAAAUUAAAUUAUUUUUAGAAAGUCUAGAAGUAUAUCCCUGUUAUUAAUAUGGUAUUUUUAAAACAAUAAAGAUACAUCACAUAUCGGAGUUUUUAAAGAAAAAAUUAAAUUAAACGGAAUGAUUCGCGAGAGAAAAGUACGAACAUUGGACUCGCCGUUUCCAUUGGAAGUAUCUCUACGUGCGUCAGUUAAAAAAAUCUUUAGUUUCAUAAACAGAGCAGUAACGGAGCAAGAAUGAACAAUGAAAAUUCGCUAAAUCCCGAUGCGUCAGUAUAUCGAUUCAAUUCGCACAGGAAUUAGCCGAGGAAUGUUCCGAGCGAGGUUCGCUUCGGUUCGUUCGCGCAGCACAAAGUGAAGUCUCACGCGUGAACGAUGUAUUGCGCCCUUCUUGCCACAGAUUUAUUGAUCGUAAUUCGGCUGGAUGUUUCGGCCUCGAAGUUUCCGCGGAGACGAUGAUUAAUAACGACUAGAGCGAAUAACGAGACGUGUAACGCGACCUUUCCUAGCGUACGAGAGAGAAAUUGUAUUUUUGCGAGAGGUAUUUGCGUCCGUUUACUAAUAAAGCAACUCUAACGAUAGGCGUAGAUACCUUGAUCCCCCAACGGAGACAAGAGUCGUAAGGUGUUAAAGUGCGAGAGGGCCUAAGCGAGAGCUUGUACGCGCCAAAAAAAAAAGGACGGAUUGAAAGAAUUGGAACGGGGAAAGCGCAUAUGUCAACGAUUCGUUUUUUAUAUUUACGUUUAAAUUAUUUUCUACGAUGCAGCGCCCGCGGAUCAUAGACUGCAUUUCGUCCCGACGUUUCUUAUUAUAUUCAAUAUUUCAAAGAACUGAAUACAGAAAUGUGUCGCUGAUUAAAGCAUCGGAUGCGGUGUCGUUAUUAUAUACGCGCUAUAAAAGAAAAGUGCAUUUUUAAAGAUUUCCGAACAUUUUCGAACAAUUUUUUAUACUCUAUUUUUGUGUCAAAUGAACCUUUUUAAUUAGCACGCGGAGGGUACGGAGGAGCGAGGAAUACACCCCGUAGAGUGUAGACAAUACGCACUUUGUAAGAUAAUUUUUUGUCUCGUUUUGCGAUCUCUUCGCGUUUUGCAAUUUCAUCGUGCCUCGUCGCGACAGAUUGAAGGGCGGUGAUCGCGCGAGAGGAAUCGAGCAAUAAUUUACGCGUUGCACUCGUCGAACGUAACGUAACGCAAAAGAGAAGAAUAGGCCAUAUUUUCGUAUUUCACGUGUGCGGCGUCGCGACGAAAAUUGGAUCAGUAUUAUUCGUAACAGUAUUUAUCGCGUAAGUAUUUUUUAUACGGGAACUCUGUCACAUUCUUGCGCAUUUUGCGCUGAGCUGACUUUUAGUAAUUCCGAGUCUUAACUGCCUAAUGAGUGUCCGCUUUGCGAAAUAUUUUUGGAAUUCAAUUUACGGCGAGGAUUCACGUCGCUCACUGCCUCUUUAAAUCUCGUCGCGACGAUAUUUUUCGUAUAUUACGAUUUUUAAUAAUCUAGAUAUUCCGGAAUUGUGUGCCGGUGGUCGUGUCGGGCGGGUCGCUAUCCGAAAAUACGGAUGAUAAAUCAGAAGAGAUCGAGGCAAGAUAAUUGUGACUGGGGGAGGCUCUUCGCAUAUACAUGUUCUUUUUUUUUUGUUAUCGUCGUCGUCAUAUUUAAUCUUUUACCGCUGAUUUUAUGUAUUAUUUAAAUCAUUAAUUAAGUCGAUCAUCAUCACACGUCUUCUGUUAAUUUAGUCGAUCGUCACGUCUUCUGUUAGUUAAGUCGAUCGUUCAGCUUUCCCUUCCAACGUAGCCGGGAGGCGAUCCUGACGUUGCUGCCAAUAGAGGAUUAUUUAUUACAUACAUAGUGCAAUACUCGAUCGUGAGCUCGUCCUCCUAGCGUAGCGGGAUCCUAUACAUUCGCGUUUUCUCGUCCUCGAGGAAGAGUAGUGCCGUGCGUUGCACAAACGUGGGGGCGAAGCGGUGCCCAAGAGAUACAGAUAUUACAACCUUUCAUCACGUUGCCUCGAAGUAUUAUGUAAUAAAGCGUACGACCCUUUCGUUAAUUUUACGUCUCACGUGUUCUUUUUUUUUUUGUUUCUAUUUUGUACAGUGCGUCGCUACCACAUAGGUCUGUUUUUUUAUAGCUGAACUGGCUACACUAGUUCAGAAUUUAUCUUUCUUCUUCCAAUGUAGAAAGAGAAAGAUAAACUGUGAACUAGUGCAGCAGUUCAGCUAUAAAAAACAGGCCACAUAUCUCCCCAACAAUAUCUGCCCGGCGCCUUUCGCGUUGGAAAAAGGAUUUCCAUUACAAAUCCACGCAGAUGUAAAAGAGAAUCGCCGCGUCAAAGAGAAUAGAAUUUCGUGUCGAUUUGCUCGCGUGUGACGCUGAAACACUUUAGAGAAAUAAUUCUAGCGCAAGAAGCAGAAAUCAAAGAGAACGGACGGAAUUUCGAGAUAGAGCCAGUAAGGAAUUGUCAGAUUCGGAAGAGAAGAUCCGCUAUUUUUUUCUUCGAAAGCGGAAGAGAAUUCGACGGCAAAAGUGAAAGGAGGUUUGUUUUCUAUUUUUAUACGGGUAAUUUCUCUCAUUAUAUAAUUCAUCUCCUCGAUACUUUCGCGCUGUCCUCCGGUCGCGAGAUAUCACCUUGCACACGCUUAAAGCCAUCGGACUAGCACCCUUAGCACAGACUUAGGCAUUAGACUUUCGAAUUGCAGUCUGCCAAGCGUUUUUCGCGGAAAUGGCGAGGAAAGAGGAGCUCAAAAAGCCUCCAAACCGGACGGCCUAAUCGCCUUCUCGAAACGGGGGUAAGAAAAUUACGAGGAUACUCGUUGCCUUAUUCCGUCCAACUUAUUUUUGUAAGGGAGUGAGAAAGGGUGAGGGAGAGUGAGAGAGAGAGAAAAAAAAUACGAAAGAAAGAGAGAGAGAAUGCGUUCUGCGUGUGCGUGCGUCCUUCGAAUGCCUCCUGUAACUUAUCGCUCCGAACGGUACGCUCGCACGCUACCGAUUUUAGCUUAAGCUUACGCUCAUACGUUACGUGAUAUCGAUCGUGAUUCACGGUCUCGAGAGCGAGGAUCGUCUCGGGCGUGCGCGACUUUUGCUCCCGAGUUUUGCGCCGGCGAUCGUUUGUCACUCAACGACACAACGAUCCCGAACGCGGAAUUUGCGUCUGGCAAAUUCCGGUCCGUCACUGUACCAUCUUAUCCAUGUUACUUUUACUAGAUAACAAAUUUUAUUACUGUUUUACCCGAUACACAUUAGUCUACCGCGCGUUAUCGCUGUUUUAUUUUAACAUUCUCAAUUUUUAUUUGCGCCGAUUGUGUUAUUUAAACGGGAGUAUAAUAAUAAAUUGUGUUAUUUAUUCUA